ACGGGAGGAGGCAUAAACGCCAGCCGGCUGGCCAAAUUCCAGUGGAGGAGGACAGCAUUGCCUGUAGCCUGCUUGUUGCAACUCCAUGGAGCUGGGCCGACGGAUGUCUGACAACGUCCAUUAUUCCAUCACAACAAAAACCUGUUCCACUCAGAUAACCAACCUGGGGCAAUGCAUUAAGCCUGAGCUGAGCUGUUUCCCACGGCCCGUCUGCUCCCUGCUGGAGGAUUUCUUGGAAGGCAGCUGGUGCGUUACUUUCCCUGGGACAGGAGAAAGGAUGAAGCUGCACAUGGUCCUGCUACUGGGGCUACAGACACACCUGGCCUCCGCCCUCAACCCAAGCGACCCCAAUGUCUGCAGCUACUGGGAAAGCUUCACCACGGCAACGAAGGAGUCCUACGCUCACCCCUACGCUCAGGUCUCCAAAGAGUCGUGUGAUGGGACCUGGAAUUUCUUCAAGCCCUGCACUCAGCAGAAGAUUAUGUACAAGACAGCGUACCGGCAGGCGGUGAAAAUUGACUACCGGAAGAGGUACCGCUGCUGCCAGGGCUAUUAUGAGAGCACAGACAUUUGUGUCCCUCGCUGUACCAAGGAGUGUGUCCACGGGAGGUGCGUGGCUCCAGACCAGUGCCAGUGUGAGCAGGGAUGGAGAGGUGCAGACUGCUCCAGCGAGUGUGACGCCCGGUUCUGGGGCCCCCGUUGCAAGCAGCCCUGCCAGUGUGGCGACGGGGGGACUUGCGACCCCCGGCACUAUCUGCUCCAUCCCAUGCCCACCGGGGGCCACAACAGUGGGUCAUGUGACCCAGUCUCCGGGCGUUGCCAUUGUGCCCCGGGCUACACCGGAGAGCGCCUGCAGCACAGUCACAGCUGCCACCCCAUGAGCGGAGAAUGCACCUGCCAGCCGGGCUGGGCGGGACUGCACUGCAACGAGACCUGCCCGCAAGGCUACUACGGGGCCAACUGCCAGGAGCCCUGCCUCUGUCUGAACGGGGGAACGUGUGAUGGCACCACGGGGCGCUGCCGCUGUGCCCCGGGGUACACGGGGGAGCAUUGCUCCAGUUACUGCCCCGCCAACACCUAUGGGGUGAACUGCUCCCUGACGUGUACCUGCAAGAACGCCUUUGCCUGCUCCCCCAUUGAUGGCACCUGCGUCUGCAAAGAAGGGUCCCGCUGCAACCUGGUCUGUGCGGAUGGCUCCUGGGGGCAGCGCUGCAGCCAGCCCUGCGCCUGCAAGAACGGAGCCACCUGUUCCCCGGAGGACGGGAGCUGCAGCUGCGCGCCCGGGGCCCGGGGCCCGGCCUGCCAGCGCCCCUGCCAGCCCGGGCGCUACGGCAAGAAAUGCGCAAUGUCCUGCCGAUGCGCCAACCACUCCACCUGCCACCACGUGAACGGCUCCUGCGACUGCUUCCCCGGGUGGACGGGCAGCGACUGCUCUCAGCCCUGCCCACCUGGCACAUGGGGACUAAACGGAGGCCGGUGCAGCACCGUGGAUGGCACCUGCUCCUGCCCAGCUGGCUUUACCGGCAGAGACUGCUUGGAAGGUUGCCCCAUGGGGAGCUACGGGGAGAACUGUGCCCAGACCUGCCGGUGCCAGAACGAAGCUCAGUGUGACCCGGCUAGCGGCAGAUGUCUGUGCCCUCCCGGGUACACCAGCGCCCACUGUGAAGCCAAGUGUCCCACUGGCACCUUUGGACCCAGUUGCCUGCAGGUCUGCGAGUGCCUCCACAAUGCCACCUGCCACCACACGACGGGACGCUGCCAGUGCGAGCCAGGCAGGAGCGGGGCCCGGUGUGAGACAUGGAACGCCGAGCACCCUUUCACCAUGGUGCCAGCCAUGCCGAUGGGGUACAGCUCCCUGGGGGCCAUCAUUGGCGUCAUCGUCCUGGUGAUCCUGCUUGUCGUGCUGCUGGUACUUUUCGUGGGCUACCGGCAUUGGCAGAAAGGCAAAGAGAACCGUCACCUGGCUGUGGCCUACACCUCGGGGCGGACGGACAGCUCGGAGUACGCGGUGCCAGACGUCCCACCCAGCUACACCCACUACUACUCGAAUCCGAGCUACCACACCCUGUCGCGGUGCACGCCGGCCUCCCCCGCCCGCAGCAGCCAGGACAGGGCCAGCUCCCUCAAGGUAAGCCCCAGCCCCAGCCGUGACACUGCUCCUGGGAAGUUCCCAGCUUUUCAUUCUCCGGAACCCUGGGGAUGGGCUGAGGAGAGACACCCCUCCAGCCCCUCCCCAGGAGGCAGGGUGGUUUUUGAGCCCAUCGGAGAGUGUGUGUGGAUUUCAGAGGACUUUGAAGAGGGGAGCCCAACUUUACUUCCAGCUUGGAAGGGCCACUCCAGAAUGCAGGGUUCUUCACGGACACAUGGACCGACCCUGCGGUUCCCUAAACACUGGCGCCCUGCAACCAGCUGUUCCCCAACAUCAAGAACAUGGAGAGCCAACGCCACGCUGCCCGCUGACUGGAAGCACCAUGGGGUGCCGGUGCUGAAAUCCCGGCAGCUGGGGGGCAGCCACAUGGGCCGCAGCUGCAGCUGCAGCAACAGCCUGGGGAAGUAUUACAGCAACGACUACAUCAAGGAGGAGGCCCUGCGCGCCAGCAACAGCUCUCUGAACAGCGAGAACCCCUACGCCACCAUCAAGGACCUGCCCCUGCUCAUGGCCAAGCCCUCGGAGGGCAGCUACAUGGAGAUGAAGUCCCCCGUGAAGCGAGAAAUGUCCUACGCUGAGAUUGGGAUCUUCGAGGAGCCGGCGGAGGCCCUGCGCGCCAGCAACAGCUCUCUGAACAGCGAGAACCCCUACGCCACCAUCAAGGACCUGCCCCUGCUCAUGGCCAAGCCCUCGGAGGGCAGCUACAUGGAGAUGAAGUCCCCCGUGAAGCGAGAAAUGUCCUACGCUGAGAUUGGGAUCUUCGAGGAGCCGGCGGCCGGCUCCGAGGCUGAAGAGAGUUGCCCCCCGGGGGCAGAAGGUGUGUCUCCAACAGCCUCCAGCGUCCCCCCCAACCACUACGACUCCCCCAAGAACAGCCACAUCCCCAGCCACUACGACAUGCCCCCAGUCCGGCACUAUCCCCCAUCCCCGCCACUCCGGAGGCAGGCCCGGUGAGGAGCCCCCUGGGUAUUGUGUCUCUCCAUCCGUCUGCCCAUCCUCUCCCUGCUGUCUCUGUCCACUCUCCCAAGGGAAAGGUGGAGGACUGACUCCAAAUUCCAGCAGAAGGAGAGCUGUGUCGGGAACGUGGAUGGCCCUUUACUGGCACCUCCCUGGAUUCACCCAGAGUCUCUUCGUCUUCGCCAGCUCAGCUUUGUACAAUGCCACAACCACUAAGAACUGGGGAGGGGGUGGGGGAGGAACUGGAGCUGUUGCCUCAGCCUUCAGAACCUGUGAUGUUCGCACCUGGCUCCUGAGCCUUCAUCCGUAGAGUGGACGGAAACGUGACACCUUGGUGUUGGGGCACAGAUCGGCAGGCGUUCCCAUGAGUUUCCCCCCAAAGAGACUGAUAAGCAGUGGUCCCUGUAAACUGAGGCCCAGCUGAUUAGCAGAGCACCCACAGACAGCAGUAUGUGUGUCUACUGGUGGUGCACAUUCACAUAUUCCUUGGCGCAUGUAACAAAAGUUAUUCUGCACAUGCAUGGGAAAUAUUGGCAGGCAUGCUGCUGCUAACCCAGCAGGGCUACCUUCCAACAGACUCAGUACCCCAGGACUGGAUCCUGGCAGCCCAGAAGAGGCAUGGUUGGGAGGUGAGGUGCCGCCGAAUUCUGCUCCCAAUCCUGAUUCCAGCCUACAGAGGGGGGGAUGGGCUUUCGGCUUGGCCUUGAUCUGCACCUUGGCUCAGCUCCCAACCCCCUGCCUGAUUUCAUCCUGUCCCGAACCCCACAGGGUAUGAGCCGCAGGGGACAUGUGUGCGCUGUUAGGGAGAUUGGCAGCUAUGAGUCCAAACUUCCCCACCAUUCAAGCCCUGCCAGAAGCCCCCAUCACUCUGAGGCCACCGCGAUCAGAGCACCCCUUCCUAUGUCAGGCACAUUGCCUCCACCAUGUGCAAUAUACUGGCCUAAUGUUUGGGAGCGGCCUUCCCAUCCUGCUCGGGGGGAGCGCUAGGAUCUGUGUAGCCUGGUCGAUGCAGCUCCAGUGUGCAUGUAAA
Pelodiscus sinensis (Chinese soft-shelled turtle) is the source of this 4136-nucleotide messenger RNA. Lineage: Eukaryota; Metazoa; Chordata; Testudines; Trionychidae. The record is from RefSeq and is a predicted model, not a curated record.